This is a messenger RNA of Funneliformis caledonium, 186 nucleotides long. The record is from the annotation of a GenBank genome assembly. NCBI's taxonomy places the organism in Eukaryota, Fungi, Glomeromycota, Glomeromycetes, Glomerales, Glomeraceae.
UCUGGGUAUUUCGAACAAAAUGCUCAAAAAUACAUGAAACAUCAACUUAUGAAUUCAUCUGAGAAGCCUGGCGAAGCGCACUCCUGUAGACAACCGAGGUUUCAUCAUAAUUGCCAAAAGAUCGAAUAUAGGUUAACCAUGAACAAGUUUCAUGAGAAUACAACCAGUUUAGUUAUUUUGCAAUGA